Chelmon rostratus (copperband butterflyfish) is the source of this 1865-nucleotide messenger RNA. RefSeq names its product transmembrane protein 38B (gene tmem38b). The transcript has 6 exons. Lineage: Eukaryota; Metazoa; Chordata; Actinopteri; Chaetodontiformes; Chaetodontidae. Gene Ontology annotation, molecular function: potassium channel activity; identical protein binding. The record is from RefSeq and is a predicted model, not a curated record. Gene Ontology annotation, biological process: potassium ion transmembrane transport. The coding region runs from base 316 to 1272 and encodes 318 amino acids. Gene Ontology annotation, cellular component: membrane.
ACACGGAGCAGGAAUUCCGCCUAUGCGCCGAUGACAGCGUCGUUGAUGGGGGUGACACCGACUAUGACCAUCCUCUGGCGAUACAGAUCUGUUGCCCGGCGACCAGAGGCGAUCCCUUAAGACAACUAACCAGCUGCGAGCAACUUGCCAGCAGUUUAUCCUCGGGCCACCGGCUGGUGUCGGACUUGACAGACGGUGGAUGAAGCCGAGCGUUUGCCCUGAUGCUCUGAGCUGGACCGGUGCCUUUUCUCCACUUUGAACUCCCCGCUGGGAUUAACUGGACUCGCUUUGUGUCGCUGAAGAGUUUUAGAAAUCAUGGAUCUGUUCGGGGUGCUGCAGCUGGACGAGCUGUCCCACGGACUGGCAAACUUGUCCAUGUUUCCAUACUUUGACAUGGCGCACUACAUCGUGUCAGUCAUGGCUCUGAGGGAGCAGCCAGGCGCUCUUGAGGUCUCCAGGGCCAGCCCCUUAGCCUGCUGGUUCAGCUCCAUGCUCUUCUGUUUCGGUGGAGCAGUGCUGUCUGGGAUCAUGCUGGCCGAGCCGCCUGUCGCACCUUUGACCAACAGCACCAGUGUUCUGCUUGCUUCGAUCAUCUGGUACCUAGUGUUCUACUGCCCCAUGGACCUGGUGUACUGUUGUGCUGCCCUGCUGCCUCUCAGGCUGGUGCUGUCAGGAAUGAAGGAAGUGACCAGGACGUGGAAGGUGGUCGGAGGGGUCACCCAGGCGCACAGCAAAUACAAGGACAGUCUGCUGGUUAUGAUUGCCAUCGGGUGGGCCAGAGGUGCUGGAGGUGGUCUGAUAAGUAAUUUUGAGCAGCUUGUUCGAGGUGUAUGGAAACCAGAGACUAAUGAGCUCCUCAGAAUGUCAUAUCCCACCAAGAUCACCCUGAUAGGGGCGGUGCUGUUCGCUCUGCAGCAGACCCACUACCUGCCUCUCCAGAAGCACCACCUGAUGCUCAUCUACACCGUCUUUACCGUCGUCAAUAAGUCAAGGAUGAUGCUGACGGGCUCCUCCGCAUCGCCAUUUGCUGCCGUAGAGUCUGCUAUCUACAAGACCCUCUUCACCGGCUCCUCCCCUUACGAUGUCCUCACGGGCGAGGUAAAGAAAGCAUGUAUCGACAAUGGCACGAGCGGCACGACGACCUCCACCUCUGCAACCAAAGAGUCCAGUGAGAACGGAGCGGUUUCUCCUGUCAAGGGACAAAGUGGAUCGCUCAAAGCCAAAGAAGAGUCAGAGAACGCAGAGGCAACAAGCUGCAAGAAGACUGAUUAGUCAGCCUCUGCCCCAUAGCGCCUUUUCACCUCUAAGCAGGGUUGUGGAGUCAUUUCUGAUUCAGAUUUGUCAUGUCAGGACUUCAACUUUCUGACUGCUGGAACAAAUUUUCAACAAGAGCUGACUCCAACCAACCCUGCACCUUAUUGUGGGAUAAUCACCCCAUCCUUAAAGUGCUGUGAUAUUUAUGCUGUGGGAUGUGACCAUGAUAGUAUCCUUGGGCUGAUUGCACACUUGCAGUACAACGUGUAGCUUAAUUUUUGAUAUAUUUAUAAUGGGUACAAACUGUUAAGAAUUUUAUCCUGGGGUCUUGGGAACAGUGCUGUGCACCUGCUGAUCUAUGAAUGUCUGCAUCUUUUUCUCUCUGUAUAUAUUCUGCUUCAUGUAAAUGCUAUAUUUCCUACUCUGAAAUGGUUAAAAUAUUUUGUAAAAGAGAGAUUAUAUUCUAUGACACGCAGAUAUUUUAUCUUAUUUAUACUGAAUAAUUGCACUCUUGAAUUUAUAACAUUUCAAAUGCAACUUUUUAUUGUAUUCUCUUUCUUGAGUGGAUGCUUUGAAUUACAGCAUGAGAUUAAAACAGGUUUAAAAGCACU